Molecule: messenger RNA, 1014 nt
Organism: Zasmidium cellare ATCC 36951
Lineage: Eukaryota; Fungi; Ascomycota; Dothideomycetes; Mycosphaerellales; Mycosphaerellaceae
Exons: 3
Coding region: 1-1014 (337 amino acids)
Molecular function (GO): NAD binding; NADP binding; oxidoreductase activity, acting on the CH-OH group of donors, NAD or NADP as acceptor
Source: RefSeq, a predicted model, not a curated record
AUGCCUCCCAACGGAACAGCCAAUGGCCAUGCCCAAACCAUGAAAGUGGGUUAUAUUGGCUUGGGCAAUGCUGGUUUCUCAAUGGCCUCAAAUCUGCCCAAGGCUGGCUAUCAACUUGUCGUCCACGAUGCCGACGAUGCUGAGGUCCAGAAAGCAGCUGCCGAGUGGCCCAACACUACACCUGCCAACGGAUCAUCGGAAGCUUUCGCAGAUUGUCAAGUGAUUAUCACGAUGUUGCCACAGGGCAAAGUUGUGAGAGAGGUCCUUUUGGGCAAGGAUCAUUUUGCUAGGUCAUUGAAGCCUGGUACGAUCAUUGUUGAUACGUCUUCGUCUUCGCCUUUCGAUACCAGAGGCUUGGGAGAGGAACUGGCCCAGCACUCGUUACAAUUGAUUGAUGCGCCAAUCACGCAGACAUAUAUGCACGCCACCGAUGAAGGUGAGUCAACACUCAUGGUCGGCUCUGAUAGCAAGGAAGCUUUCGACAAGGUAGAGCCCAUCUUGAGAACCAUGGCUGGCUACAUCUUCCACAUGGGCAAGCUGGGCAACGGACAUGCCAUGAAGACCCUCAACAACUACAUCAUGGCUUCAUCGAUAUGCGCUCUCAGCGACAGCCUGGUUACCGGUCAAAAGUUCGGACUGGAUCCCCAACAAAUGAUCGACGUCUUGAAUGUGGGAACGGGAGUCUGCUUCCCCACACUGGAUACAUUUCGACGAGAUGGCUUGACGCAGAGAUACAACAGUGGAUUUGGACUGGCGCUGUUGGUGAAGGAUCUCGGCAUCACGUCUGAUUUCAUGAAGCAUAGUGGUUUUGAGACUGCGUUGCCAGAGCUAACGAAAAAAUAUCUUGGCGACGCCCUUAAAGAGGUGGAACCCAUGGCAGAUCACACCAAAGCUCUGGUCGGGUGGGAGAAGAGGAGUGGAGUGCAACUGAAGCGAACCGAGAAAGCAGAAGACAUUCCGCAGAAGGAUUUUGAUCAUCGUCUGAAAGGAUUGAAUCGACCGCCGCAUAUUUGA